AUGCUAGCUGUUUUUCCUAAUGGUGAGCACAGAUUUUGUUUGAGGCACAUCCAUGAGAACAUGAAAUCCAAGUGGCGUGGAGAUCUUUACAAGAAUUUGCUUUGGUCAGCCGGAAGGAAGACAUCUAUUCCAUAUUUUAACAAAGCUAUGGAAGAAAUUAAGACAACAGAACGAGCUAUGUAUGACUGGCUGAAUGAGAUCCCAUACACCGCUUGGUCAAGAGCAUAUUUUUCUAGAACAGCUAAAUGUGAUAUGUUGCUGAACAACAUAUAUGAGGUUUUUAACAGACAAAUCAUAGGAGCAAGGGACAAGCCGAUUAUCACAUGCCUAGAAUUCAUUAGGGAGUACAUGACCAAGAGGAUAAUGAAUGUCAAGAAAUUGCAAGCAAAGUGUAUGGGGCCACUGACACCUCAUGCCACUGAGGUCUUCGAUGAGAUCAAGAAACAGGCUUCUGAAAUGUUUGUUUUAAUGGUUGAUACAGACAAGUAUCAAGUAACAGGCCCGAGAUCACAAUGUGUUGUGAAUGUUAAACAUAAAACUUGUGCAUGCAGGAAGUGGGAUUUGACAGGGAUGCCUUGCAAACAUGAUGUUGCAGCCAUAUGGGAUAUGUCAAGGAAUAGCAUUGAUGCUGGCAUACCAGAAGAGUGGGUUUAUGAUGUGUAUUGGCUGUCAACAUGGAAGAAAGUUUAUGAGAAUGUGAUAGAGCCAAUCAAUGGGCCGGAGAUGUGGACUCCUUCACAGUGUCCAACAACACUCAUCCCACCAAAGCAUCAUACACAAGUUGGAAGGCCAAAGAAGAAACGAAAGAAGGCAUUUGGUGAAAAAGAGCUUGAGCAGGAGUUCGACAAAGGAGGUAAAAUGACCAGAAAGGGAACCAACAUCAAGUGUGGUAAAUGUGGGAACAUGGGUCACAAUGUCAGGAGCUGCAAAGGAUAA
Molecule: messenger RNA, 936 nt
Organism: Helianthus annuus (common sunflower)
Lineage: Eukaryota; Viridiplantae; Streptophyta; Magnoliopsida; Asterales; Asteraceae
Exons: 1
Coding region: 1-936 (311 amino acids)
Molecular function (GO): nucleic acid binding; zinc ion binding
Source: RefSeq, a predicted model, not a curated record